Vombatus ursinus (common wombat) is the source of this 1065-nucleotide messenger RNA. It is a transcript of the gene IL22RA2, whose product is annotated as interleukin 22 receptor subunit alpha 2. The record is from RefSeq and is a predicted model, not a curated record. NCBI's taxonomy places the organism in Eukaryota, Metazoa, Chordata, Mammalia, Diprotodontia, Vombatidae. The coding region runs from base 69 to 761 and encodes 230 amino acids. Gene Ontology annotation, molecular function: protein binding; interleukin-22 receptor activity. The transcript is spliced from 6 exons.
GAACUGGGUAGGUUGGAGCUUUCUUUUUAUGAAGUGGAAUAUUUGUUUCUCAUAGUCGUAGGCUGACCAUGAUGCUGAAACAUUGCUUUAUAAGUUUCCUUAUCAACUUCUGGAUUUAUGGAGGAGGAAGCCUCCCGGUACAGGAAUCUCAGACACCCCUGAGGGUUGAAUUUCGGUCAUUUAAUCUCCAGAGUAUUUUACACUGGCAUCCUGGAAGUGCUUCCACUCCCAACAACACCGUCUAUUUUGUGCAGUACAAAAUUUAUGGGGAGAAAGAGUGGACAAACAAAGAGGAAUGCUGGGGCAUUUAUGAACUCUCCUGUGACCUGACAAAUGAAACCUCAGAUGUACAAGAACCUUAUUAUGGAAGGGUGAAAGCUGCCUCUGCCGGCAUCCAUGGUAACUGGAACAUGACAAAGAGAUUUAUCCCCUGGUGGGAAACAAAAAUAGGACCUCUAUCUAUCAGUGUGAAACAAAACAACAAAUCAAUACAGUUGACACUUCAUGCUCCAGAUUCACCCUAUAAAAGAAAAAAAGGAGGAAACAUAUCAAUACAGAAUUAUUAUGAACUAGUAUACAGAGUGUUUAUAACUAAUAAUUCCCUAGACAUGCAAAAGGUAUAUGAAGGCACCAAUGACAAGGUUGAAGUGGAUAUGAUGCCUGGCUCCAACAACUGUGUAGUUGCAGAAAUAUAUUUGCCUGAACUAGACCGAAGCAGUAUGAGCACUGAAAUCUGUACCUUCAUGGCUCCAGAAAAAUGAUACAGAAGACAGCCCUCUCAGGAAUGCCAACAGCAUAUAAACUGAUGGAAUCUGAUAGUCCAGAAGAUUGCUCUGACUUGAAGAUGGUAGUUACAAAAUCCUGGUAGAAAUGAUCAAGCAAAAUUCAAAAUUGCUAUUUGUCUGUCUUUAUAAAUGUGUAUUUUAACUGCUAAAAGUAUAGGAGUGAAUAUGUGAAAGAAAACAGUUGUUUGUCAUUAUCCUGAGAAAUCUUUUUAAUAAAAAAUUUAUCUUUUUUUCUUUUCAGCAAGUCAAUUGGGGUUAAGUGACUUGCCCAAGGUCACAC